AUAUAGAAACUGAGCCUCACGUUACCCACUACACCACAUUGAUUAAAAGUAAAAAAAAAAAAAAAAAAUAACGCAAAACGAUGGAAGGCGAAUUGGUGGUGAUAAUCUCAAAGAGCGUCGUAAAUCCCAGAAACGUUAAGAAAUCGACUACUGUGAAGGAGAAGAUUCAUCUUUCUCCAUGGGAUCUAGCUCGUCUUCGCUUUGGUUAUCUUCAAAGAGGUCUUCUCUUUCACAAACCUGAUCUCAAAACUGACAUAAUCGUCUCACGAUUACAAGCUUCACUCUCUGUUGCACUAGAUCGUUUCUAUCCUCUAGCUGGACGUCUUGUUAAGGUCAAGAACGACGACGAUACUGUCUCGUUUUUCAUCAGCUGCGAUGGUUCAGGUGUGGAGUUUGUUCACGCCGUGGCUAAAGACAUCGAGCUCAGUGAUGUACUUCAGUUGUCUGGUUCUGUCCCCGGUUUUUUCAGUUCUUUUUUCCCUGCGACCGGAAUCAAGAACUACCACGGUGUCUCAAGAUCUUUACUUAUGGUUCAAAUGACCGAGAUGAAAGACGGGAUUUUCAUCGGCUUCGGUUACAACUCAACCGUGGCUGACGCCAGUUCAAUCUGGAGGUUCAUCAACGCAUGGUCUGAGAUUUGCUCCAAGGAUUCGGGAGGAUCCGAGACCUUCCAACAUCGUCUUCAACUCAAAGGUUGGUUCUUUCCUACGAUUGAUUACCCAAUCCAUAUCCCAGACCCUGAAACAAAAGCAACUAGUUCUGUAACAACAUCAACCAAUUUACAAGAGAAGAUGUUUCAUGUUACAAAGGGGAAUGUUUUGAAACUGGAAGCUAAAGCCAACGGCGAGGCUGAUCAAAAGAUCUCGUCUAUUCAAGCGGUGUUAGCACAUAUAUGGUGUUCAAUGAUUAAGCACAGCGGCAUGAGCCGAGAAGAAGAGACCCAUUGCAGGUUACCUAUAAACAUGAGGCAAAGACUAAAUCCACCGCUGGAAGCAGAGUGUUUUGGGAAUGUGAGCCAGACCGGGAUAGCCCCAGUCACGGUUGGGGAGCUGCUGGACAACGGACUAGGCUGGGCUGCUAUGCAAAUCAACAAAAUGGAGCUGUCACAAACGGAUGAGAAAGCCAAAGAAUUAGCAGAGAAGUGGGUGAAAAAUAUCAAGAUUCCAGUUUCUGUUGGUAGCAAAGAUUUGGUUGUCACAAACUCUAACCGGUUCGAUGCGUACUGCAACGAUUUCGGUUGGGGUAAACCGAUAGCUGCAAGAGCUGGACCACCAUACCUCAAUGGGAGACUCGUUGUGUUCCAAGGAAUCGAUCAAGAGAGUCUUGAUUUUCAGGCUUGCUUACAGCCUCAAGUAGUGGAAAAAUUGUUGAAUGAUGUUGAAUGUAACGAGUAUGUGAACAUUGUUGUAUGAGAUGAUUUGGUUCAGUAAGUAGAUCAUUGAAUGUGUGUAAAAAACUAAGCAAAACGCUGGUCUCUCUUGUGUUCAAGAUUCACCAAAUGCAAUAAUAAGCCUCUGCAAUUUCUUUCA
Camelina sativa (false flax) is the source of this 1529-nucleotide messenger RNA. The record is from RefSeq and is a predicted model, not a curated record. Lineage: Eukaryota; Viridiplantae; Streptophyta; Magnoliopsida; Brassicales; Brassicaceae.